Suillus fuscotomentosus is the source of this 788-nucleotide messenger RNA. RefSeq lists its product as uncharacterized. The record is from RefSeq and is a predicted model, not a curated record. The transcript is spliced from 2 exons. Bases 14 to 667 code for a protein of 217 amino acids. Lineage: Eukaryota; Fungi; Basidiomycota; Agaricomycetes; Boletales; Suillaceae.
CGACGCUCAAGUUAUGGCCUGUAUGACCACCGUCAAGCUUGAUUCACACAUUCUUGAAAGAGAUGCGGACGCCAUCGCUGAACAACUUAACAUACAAUCGCAACCAGCUACCGUGAGGACACUACAGAUUCUUUUUCUUCGCAGCAGAGCGCAAUUAGAGCCCUUCCACCACAAUUCCCCUAUUUUCUUGUCACAAUCAUCAUCGAUUGCUCCCAGUUACACGGACGUUGUCCCACAAGACGUCACUUUCUACCUCGAAAAACUCGUUCGAGCAGCGCAGCAGACCGCAGAAUCUCACUACUACGGAAGCUUUGUUGCAGGACAAAGCAGCGAAAGUGAUGAAUUUGCAGAUAUCGGUGUAUGGCUAGGGGAAGGAGAUUAUCAAAGAAAUCACGAGAAGGAGAUCUUGGACAAAUUAGGGCUGAUUGAAUGGGCAGACGCUGAGAUAGUCCAGAUGGACGGGCUCUAUGACGACAUUGAUGAGAAGCUAAAAGUGGAGUUCGAGGGUUCCGAGUCAGAAGCGAAUGCUAUUAGAACGUUGCUGGACAGCCUUGAGAACUGUCAUCGGUUUUUCGCGCGACGUCAGGAUUCGUACUUCGCUUGCUUCCUCGUAGGCCGAUCAAAGGCAGGUUGGUGUGGUCUGGCAAGCAUCGGGGUAGCAUCUUGAAUGAAACUAAAUACCGGGAUGAUUCUGAUGCAUGCGGUAUGACGGUUGAACCAGAGCGAUAUAUGAAGGAUUUGAGGUGUCCACCGCGAUAUCUGUCCACAGUCCAGCAGCACGAUAGUCA